AUGCUAAUAUUAGACGCAUUUAACAAAUCAGGAAUAUUUUCAUGCCUGCUGUUAGAAAUCGAAAAAUCGGAAAAGAUAAUUUCGGUAGACAUGGUUGGAGGUAUUUAAGAUCACAGGGUCAUUACUUAACUAUAAAGGAGUAAGAGAAAACAGGAAUGUUCAAUACGCGAUUUAAAUGUUUUAAGUGAUAAGUAAACUUUGGGAUACUUCAGACCUGGUGCCUAUUGACAGAAUGAAUGACUCUCAUGAAGGCAAACCUUGGCGGCGGUGAUGGCGGGAGUUGUACUCGCAAAAAGUCAGGUUAAGGAUGUUGGCAUUUACUCAAGUUCUCAAAACGGCAAUUAACGUAUCCGAGAGGCUAAUCAUAGACCUUUUAUUAAUGUAAUCGCUGAAUGCCUCCAUCAAGCCAGUAUAUAAAAAGUGAUCGACAGAAGUUUGAAUAAAAUCGCCUUCCCGAUUAAUCUUUUAAAAUGCGCCUAAUCACUAACUGUUCAGUCAACAAUUCGGUUGACGCUCCGUCAGCAAGGGCAGAAAAAUGAGCGCAGCUGUGUUGCAUUCUGAUAAUUCUAAUUGGAGACCUACAGUUAUUCAGAUAGGACCAUUUUCACACGACGGCAAGGAGUUUACAGUUUCAAGACCUUCAGUUUCUAAUGUACAUUCGAAUUCAGCAAGGAAAGGAAAGCGAAAUUAUCCAAUCUUAGCCGUAACUCGCUCAAAUUCUUGCACGACCUUUGGCUCGGAAGGAGUUGCAAUUGAUGGGUCAAAGAAUGUGCCAUUUUCAGGACGACCACCCACAGAAUUCAUAAAAUCAUUUUAUAGGGGGAAAAAUAUUACCCCCAGUGACAGUGUAAAAUCGUCUGUUUCAGACUGUGUUGAGAAGAAAUAUUCCAUUCUGGAUUUAAAUGAACAAAAUUGUGAUAUCCAUACAGAACCCCAGUUUGAAUACGAAAUGGAACAGUCUCAAUUCUCUACUAGAGAUAGAAAAAAAAAUACUAAAUCUGUUUUAUCAGAAAGAAAAUAUUUUUAUGGAGCAAAUGGAAUAAUGCGAGGUUUAAAACCAACUCCAGGUGAGCUUGAGUUAGAGAAGCAUAAAGUAAACUAUGCACGAGAACAGGCUCAAAAACGUAAGAAAUAUAAGCUUAAUGUGAAUCAGCUUCCUCGAAGUACUACACCUAUACAUGACCAUGAUCCAGAUAAGCUUAACAUGAAGCAAGUAAUUCAGUUUCUUCAGAAGAAAAACGGUACAAAAAUGAUGCCUCAGAAGCAAUCUGGAGCUGGAAAAGUUUCCAUUAAUAGCGAUAGCGAUUCUCAGAGAAUACGCACUAUCGAUAUGCGUCCUGAGACAGAGAUUAUUGCAACAACUCAGCGCGUACCUCUAGAAACUGUCCGUCCUAGCACAGAACCACCAAGAGAUGAUACCAAAUCUGACUCAGAAUCCAGAAUUGCUAGUAGAAACUCAUGUUAUAGUAAGGAUUCUUUUGGAUCAAGAUCUGUUUUAUCGACACAGAGUGUUCCAAUAAUGGAAUCGAAAGGAAAACGGACUCAUUGUAAAAGAGGUUUAUCAUCCUCCAAAUCGUUUAAAGAUCGUGUAGACCGAGGGAAACAUUCACGUAAAAGUGCUAAGGAAUUCAAACUUUACAGAUUUUUAGCUCUUGCCCCAAAUGGAAUGGGACAGACUACAGUUCCAGACAAUCAGGAAAGUGAAACAAGAACUAUUUACAGCUCGGAACAUGUUAAACACAAAGAGAUACAAAAGAAGCGAUCCACCGAGGAUGCCCAGGCGCGUGUUACAUACCGUGCUCCCAUGAUAAGAGAACAGAUACCAGCCUCCAAAUUCAGUGAAAAUAGAUUACAAGGCAAUAAAAUCAGUGCUCAGGACGGGACAGACAAGGUGGAACAAAGAAGAGUUUCUCGAACCUCUAGUUUGAUGCAUCGUAGAGCACUAAUUCAAUACAGAGAUAAAGUUCGUUUGAUUAGAGCAGAAAAUUAUGGAGAAGAUGAUGAAAGUAAGAACGCAAUCAGAUUACCAAGCGUCCAUGACUUCGAGGAUAGUGUUCGACAUCAAGAAUCCGAGGAAGAUGAACCCAGUUCUGCUGAUGAUCGUUCUUACCAAGAAAGUGACAUCAGAAGACUCGAAGUUUCAUCUCUCUUAUCCAGCAGAUCUGAUCAGACCUGUAAUCGAAGCGUUAGUUAUCAUCCCUCACUGGUUAUCCAUGCGAAUCACCUGGACAAUAAUAAUAACAAAAACAAGAAGCUCUUCGUAAACGUUCCGAAACAAAGUGAUACAGGGACGAAAGAAGUGAUCAAGCUGACACUUCGUCAAGAAAGGGAUGUUACUCGUGAACAGAGUUACAUGCAUGAUAUUGCAACGCCAAGAGAAAAUAACGUAUAUACAAUGAUGUGCCAACAUCUGAACCAAACCCUACCACAAUACAGUGAUGACGAGUUUUAUGAUAGGAGAAUGUAUCAAAUAUCUGCGGUAUCCAUCCAUGAAGAAAAUAACUACAAUAUGGUACCUGACGAGUCGACACUAACGGUGCAUGAAACACUUGCAAACAGCUGUAUAAAAGUCAGACAAAAAUUGAAAGGAUCUGUUCAUAAUGACUAAUUAUAUAAGAUAGUCUGCAUUGGAUCGUUUAUUUGCACUGUAUCUAAAAUGUUUAGCAAGACUUAUUAAAGAAGGUGAGGUAUGUUGUA
Molecule: messenger RNA, 2697 nt
Organism: Ostrea edulis (European flat oyster)
Lineage: Eukaryota; Metazoa; Mollusca; Bivalvia; Ostreida; Ostreidae
Exons: 2
Coding region: 536-2608 (690 amino acids)
Source: RefSeq, a predicted model, not a curated record